GAAAUCUACGACGUGCCCCCCAGCGUGGAGAAGAACCUGCACCAAACCGUCUACGACGUGCCGCCCUCCGUCAGCAAGGACGUGCCGGACGGCCCCGUGCGGGAGGAGACCUACGACGUGCCCCCCGCCUUCGCCAAGCAGAAAGCUUUCGACCCGUCCCGUCACCCCCUCGUCCUCACGCAGCAGGAGCCCUACCUGCCGGAGGACGUCUACGACGUGCCGCCAGCGGCUGGGAAAUGCGCCCCCGAGCCCUCGCUCUCCCACGAGAUCUACGACGUGCCCCCCAGCCUCAAGAAGCUGUCGUCCUUCCCCUCCCAGGAGGUGUAUGAUGUGCCCCGGGACCUGCACGCCCCCAGCAAGGGCUCCGUGGACACGGAGGGCGAGUACAUCUACGACGUCCCGCCGCAGGUGGACCGCGAGGCCAAAGCGCCUGACGGCAAGCGGCUCUCGGCCUCCAGCACGGGCAGCACCCGCAGCAACAUCUCCACGUCCUCGCUGGACGUGGUGCCCGUGAAGGAGCCGGCCAAAGGGGCCGGCAAGGAGUUCUCCCUGGACUUGGACGCUGCCAUGGAGAUGCUGGCCAAGCUCCAGCACGGCGUCGGCGGCGCCGUCUCCUACCUCAUGUCCUUCAUCAGCGCCAACUGGCGCAGCGCUGAGCACAUGGAGGCCAACGCUGCCAGCAUCCGCGGGGCGGCGGAGGGCGUCCAGGCGGCCCUCCGGGACCUGCUGGAGUUCGCCCGGGGGGCGGUGGGCAACGCCGCGCAGGCCUCGGACCGCUCCCUCUACGCCAAGCUCAGCAAGCAGCUGCAGAAGAUGGAGGAGGUGUACCAGGCCCUGGGGAGGCACAGCCAGGCACUGGACGCGUGCCACUGGGCUCCGAACGCUUUGGUGGGUGGCAAGCCGGGCACCGACGACUUGGAGCUCUUCGUCAUGUACUCGCGCGGCGUGCCCGACGAUACCAAGCAGCUGGCCUCCUUCCUGCACGGCAAUGCCUCCCUCCUCUUCAAACGGACAAAGCAGGCGCCGGAGGGCAACGGGCACGGGCCCGCGCACCCCUCCGACAAGGCCAGCAGCAUCCAGUCGCGGCCCCUGCCCUCCCCGCCCAAGCUGCUGGCGCAGGAGUCGCCUGACGGCCCCUACGAGAACAACGAGAGCGGCUGGAUGGAGGAUUACGACUACGUCCACCUCCAGGGCAAGGAGGAGUUUGAGAAGACCCAGAAGGAGCUGCUGGAGAAAGGCAACAUCAUCCGGCAGAGCAAGGACCAGCUGGAGCACCAGCAGCUGAAGCAGUUUGAGCGGCUGGAGCAGGAGGUGACGCGCCCCAUCGACAACGACCUGUCCAACUGGAGCCCGCCCCAGCACUACGGCCCGGCGCGGGGCGGCGGGGCGCUGUGUGCCGCCGACCGCCAGCUCCUCCUCUUCUACCUGGAGCAGUGCGAGGCCAACCUCACCACGCUCACCAACGCCGUCGACGCCUUCUUCACCGCCGUCAGCACCAACCAGCCCCCCAAGAUCUUCGUGGCCCACAGCAAGUUCAUCAUCCUCAGCGCCCACAAGCUCGUCUUCAUCGGCGACACGCUGUCCCGCCAGGCCAAGGCCCAGGACGUCCGGCACAAGGUCACGCACUACAGCAACCUCCUCUGCGAGAUGCUCAAGGAGAUCGUGGUCACCACCAAGGCAGCCGCGCUCCACUACCCCUCUCCCACGGCCUCUAAGGACAUGGUGGAGCGCGUCAAGGACCUCGCCAACAGCACGCAGCAGUUCAGGAUGGUGCUGGGCCAGCUGGCGGCCAUGUGAUGGCCCCGGGCUGCUGCUCCCUCCCGCCAUCCC
Molecule: messenger RNA, 1830 nt
Organism: Oxyura jamaicensis (ruddy duck)
Lineage: Eukaryota; Metazoa; Chordata; Aves; Anseriformes; Anatidae
Product: breast cancer anti-estrogen resistance protein 1-like
Exons: 4
Biological process (GO): cell migration; cell surface receptor protein tyrosine kinase signaling pathway
Cellular component (GO): cytoplasm; focal adhesion; plasma membrane
Source: RefSeq, a predicted model, not a curated record